Epinephelus lanceolatus (giant grouper) is the source of this 2428-nucleotide messenger RNA. RefSeq names its product RAB6A, member RAS oncogene family (gene rab6a). The record is from RefSeq and is a predicted model, not a curated record. Lineage: Eukaryota; Metazoa; Chordata; Actinopteri; Perciformes; Serranidae. Gene Ontology annotation, molecular function: GTP binding; GTPase activity.
GCAUGAAGAAGAGGAGUAGCCCAGGGUGUCUAGCUGUUGGUGGUCUGGACAUGUCAGAGAACUGUCAGUAAUGCUAACUUGGCAGCAGUAGUUAGUGAGUUAUCAAACAGUGUCUGGACGCUUAAAGGAGGGAUUUUAGAGCACGGAACCUCACCUGGUGGCCUGUAGAGAGGGCUGGCAAACCGUUAAAACGUUAGGAACCCCGAACCUUUGAUAUCUGACAACCACUGGUUAGCUAGCAUUAGCUGGCUAGCUGGGGAGCUCCCGAAAAGUAACGACAGGGCUUAUUUCAUACAGUCAUGUCUGCGGCCGGAGACUUCGGAAACCCCUUAAGAAAGUUUAAAUUGGUCUUUCUCGGGGAGCAGAGUGUGGGAAAGACUUCGCUGAUCACCAGGUUCAUGUAUGACAGCUUCGACAACACUUACCAAGCCACAAUAGGAAUAGAUUUCCUAUCAAAAACCAUGUACCUUGAAGACCGAACAAUCAGGUUGCAGUUGUGGGACACGGCAGGGCAAGAGCGGUUUCGUAGCCUCAUCCCAAGUUACAUCAGAGACUCUGCUGCUGCUGUUGUAGUGUACGACAUUACAAAUGUCAACUCCUUCCAGCAAACCACAAAAUGGAUUGAUGAUGUGAGAACGGAGAGAGGAAGUGAUGUCAUUAUCAUGUUGGUGGGAAACAAGACAGACCUUGCAGACAAAAGGCAAGUAUCUAUUGAAGAGGGUGAGCGGAAAGCCAAAGAACUAAAUGUAAUGUUUAUUGAGACUAGUGCGAAAGCGGGCUACAAUGUAAAGCAGCUUUUCCGUCGUGUGGCAGCCGCCCUUCCUGGCAUGGACACCACACAGGACAAGAGUAGAGAGGACAUGAUUGACAUUAAGCUGGAGAAGCCACCAGAGCUACCUGCCAGCGAAGGAGGCUGCUCUUGCUAAUGCCAGCUUAUGGCUAAAUAUUUCUCUUACUGGCUUUUUCUCAAACCCAGUUUGUUUGUUUUUUCUGUAUCUGCACCCUUCACUGCACUCGCCGCUGUUUCCCAACCUGAAAGAGAACACUACAGUCGUUAUCCUUGCCAUUGCGGAAAGCUGCUCUCUCAUCAGGAUGCUCUGAAAGUCAUAAAUCACUUAAAUUGAAUAUUUGCACUGUAACACACAUACGCUGAAACACCGCUGUUUUCUGUCAUUUCAAACCGACAAAACAUGGUGGCAGAAGAGAAAUGAGUGUCAUUGCUAUAGUUUGUCUCUAAAGAUGACUUUUUGAAUCAAACCGAAAGAAAGAAAAGGUGUGUUUAAGACAUGAAGUCGAAGUAUGUGUGUAAGAGUGAGAAUAUUCUCUAAAAGUUAAAUAUUGCUUCAAGCUUAAUAAGCACAACGUGGGUGUUGUAUGCAUUUGUCAGUUAACAUAAUUUGUGACGUGGCAAUUGAUUGAUCACCAAGGAUUCAUUCUUUAUCAACAAACUGCUCUUUAUUUUUUUAACUGUCAGUCUAAUUUGUGGAAAUGGUUGCAAAGUUGUGUUGAAGCACACCAACUAGGACAUCACAGAUUUGACACGUACACUGUACACCCAAGAGUGGUAGCCAUGAGCUAAGUGGUGCCUGUACCAGCAGUCCCAACAUGUACCAGCAUGAUAUGGCAAGUCAAUACAUCGUCACACAUCACCGCAUGGUCUCACACCAGCACAAACACAUGACACAUACUACAAGAGCAACACUAUCGCCGCACCAUCCACAUUACCGUCCUCCCCACACUUGUCCCUUGAGAUGGGUUAUUUUUACCUUGGUUCCAUUUUCUAUUUCCUUUUUAUUUGAAUAGAUCUUUAAUUAUUUUUUUUCUAAAGGCUACAACUAUCAUAGAUUAAAACUAUUUCUUUGAACAUAGUGUUUGAGGAGUAUUUUCUCAUAUAUUGAGUCAUAAUCAUAAAACCGACUGUAAACAUUAGACAUGGAGAUAUACAGUAUGCCUUUUGGAGUUUAAUUGUAGAGGGCUUCCUUUGCUUUGGGAUUAUCUAGUUAAGUUUGGUAUGAUGUUUUAUGAACACAUUAAAGACUUUGUUUCUCUUGCUUGUUUUUAUUUUUUUUGGCAUUGAUCUUUUGUUAGUGAUUAUUCUACAUGUGUAUUUAAUCUACAAUGACUUGUAAUAUUUAUUUCUUUUGGAUUCAUGUCUCUUUUUUAUGGCUGUUAAUAUCUUCACUUUUGCAAUGAGUCCUGAAUCGCUAAUAAAAAUAUGCAUCCAUCUGGACCACCUUUAACUGAAUCAGCAGAGAGCCUCUGCUGCUCCCUCUACCACCUCUAAAUGGCAAUUCGAUCAUAUUGAUAAUACAGUGCAAUUUUCUGUGUGAACUUAUGGAGAGUCUGAUUUGUAUAGCAUAGUACUCCUUAACGUUUCUGUCUGGAAUGGUUUUAAAUGAAAGAAUAAAAAUACACUUGUCACCUCUGA